AACGGACCUAAGGCAGUUCACAUACAAAAGUCCCUAUGAGAAGGCCACUAUCUUCAUGUUUGAUACGCCUUUUGGAAGGUGGCUGCUGGUCUACUGUGCGGGCCAUCUCACGUGAUGUUCUAGAAGCGGAAUCUGAAUGGAAACGCCUUGUUGUCAUACCUCACUGAGCCCACUGGAAUAAAGCUGUGUCAUUGGCGAUUCGACAGACCCUCAUGUCGUGGCUCUCGUCACUCAAGAAACCUGCGAUUCUGCGAACUUGUCAAGUCAAAAUCACCCACAAUCGCAAUCUAAGACGAACAUUCGCAACAGUCAAUAUGGCGGCCAAUCGUGAUCCCAGCACCCUCUCCAACUAUAGCGCUUGGCGAACUCGCCAUACGACUGCUAGCUUCAAGAUCGACUUUGAGGACAAGGCGCUCAAAGGUUCGGUUGUUCUUCAGCUUGAGUCGCAGACCAAUAAAGAGAGCAACGAGAUCAUUCUUGACUCUCGAUAUGUGGAUAUUUCUACCAUCCGUAUCAACUCAACAGAGUCCAAGUGGGAACUGAAAGAGUAUAAUGCACCCCUCGGCGCCCCUCUUCACAUCCAUGUGCCAGGCGGAGUUGCAAAGGGUGAACUGAUUGAUCUCACCAUUGAGCUCAAGACGACGAGCAAAUGCACUGCUCUGCAGUGGCUUACUCCUGCCCAGACCUCGAACAAGAAGCACCCGUAUAUGUUCUCUCAAUGUCAGGCUAUCAAUGCCCGCUCUAUUUUCCCGUGUCAGGACACUCCUGAUGUGAAAUCCACUUUCACUUUCAAGCUCACUUCUUCCCUGCCAGUUGUUGCGAGUGGUGUUCCUGUGGGAGACCAUAGUGCCACGCCUGGUGAAGAGAAACUCUAUGAGUUUGAGCAAAAGGUCCCUAUCCCCUCUUAUCUCUUUGCCGUAGCUUCUGGCGAUAUUGCGACUGCGCCUAUUGGCCCUCGGAGUAUUGUCGCCACAGGUCCCAAUGAGCUGGAAGAAUGCAAAUGGGAGCUGGAGCGUGAUAUGGAGAAGUUCAUGGAAGUGGCAGAGAAACUCGUCUUCCCCUAUAAGUGGGGAGCUUACAAUGUGCUGGUCUUACCCCCAAGCUUCCCAUAUGGAGGUAUGGAGAAUCCCAUCUACACGUUUGCUACACCUACUAUCAUUAGUGGUGAUCGUCAAAACGUGGACGUAAUUGCCCAUGAAUUGAGCCAUAGCUGGAGUGGUAACCUGGUUUCCAAUGCCAGCUGGGAACAUUUCUGGCUAAAUGAGGGCUGGACGAUGUACCUUGAGCGUCGUAUCCAAGCAGCCAUCCACGGUGAUGCCGAGUUUGAUUUCUCUUCCAUCAUUGGAUGGAAAGCUCUUGAGGAUGCAGUGGAACUCUUCGGCAAGGACCAUGAGUACACCAAACUUAUCAUUAAGCACGAGGGUGUUGACCCUGAGGAUGUCUAUAGUACGGUUGCGUAUGAGAAGGGCUUCCACUUCCUCUACUAUCUAGAGGGCGUUGUUGGCCGAGAGAACUUUGACAAGUUCAUUCCUUUUUACUUCACCAAGUGGUCUGGCAAGUCUCUUGACUCCUUUGAGUUCAAGCAAACCUUCCUCGACUUCUUUAACAACCUCGGAGAUGAAAAAAUCUCCAAGAAUGUCGCCGAGAUCAACUGGGAAGAGAAAUUCUACACGCCCGGUCUACCCCCUAAGCCUGAGUUCGACACUACACUGGCGAACCAGUGCUACGACCUCGCAACUAAGUGGAAAGACGCUAACUUUACACCAAGCGCCAAGGACCUUGAGAACUUCACUGCCAACCAGAAACUUGUUUUCUUGGCUGAGGUGCAGCAGUCCGGUGAGCUGAGCGCAGACCGAGCGCAGCUUAUGGGGAAAACCUACGAUUUCUUAUCGUCCCAGAAUGUCGAAAUUUUGUCUGCGUAUUAUCUGAUUGCUCUCAAAGCUCAUGAUUCUGCCAUCUACCAGGACGCCGCCAGUCUGCUUGGACGAGUUGGUCGAAUGAAGUUUGUGCGCCCUUUGUUCCGCGCCCUCAACAGGGUGGAUAGACAGCUGGCAUUGCAAACAUUCGAGAAGAACAAGGACUUUUACCAUCCAAUUUGUAAGGGUAUGGUCGAGAAGGAUCUCGGCCUUUAGAUAUGUGAUUACGGAGGGGCAGUCCUUAGAAAUCCACUCUCCCAAUAUAAAAGAAUAGACUCAAUCCAGCCAUUCUGACUUUGCCAUCAC
This is a messenger RNA of Fusarium verticillioides 7600, 2222 nucleotides long. Its product is annotated as leukotriene A-4 hydrolase. Gene Ontology annotation, biological process: proteolysis. The transcript has 5 exons. The record is from RefSeq and is a predicted model, not a curated record. Gene Ontology annotation, cellular component: cytosol. The coding region runs from base 213 to 2132 and encodes 639 amino acids. Gene Ontology annotation, molecular function: epoxide hydrolase activity; zinc ion binding; metallopeptidase activity. Lineage: Eukaryota; Fungi; Ascomycota; Sordariomycetes; Hypocreales; Nectriaceae.